AUGAAUCAUCAAACUUUGAAAUACUUAGCUGCUUACUUAUUGUUGGUCAACGCCGGUAACACCACCCCAUCUGCUGCAGACAUCAAGAAGGUCUUGUCCGCCGUCUCUAUUGAGGUUGAGGACGACAAGGUCGAGAAGUUGUUGGCUGAGGUUGAGGGUAAGUCCGUCGAGGAGUUGAUUGCCGAGGGUAACGAGAAGUUGUCCUCUGUCCCAACCGGUGCUGCUGCUGGUGCUUCUUCUGGUGCUGGUGCUUCUGGUUCUACCGAGGAGGCUGCUGAGGAGAAGGAGGAAGAGGCUGCUGAGGAGUCUGACGACGACAUGGGUUUCGGUUUGUUCGAUUAA
This is a messenger RNA of Sungouiella intermedia, 342 nucleotides long. The record is from the annotation of a GenBank genome assembly. NCBI's taxonomy places the organism in Eukaryota, Fungi, Ascomycota, Pichiomycetes, Serinales, Metschnikowiaceae.